UCCGCAGGACAGAAGGGGGCAGGGUCCCCGCAGCCCCUGGUCUCAGUCCUGGUCCCUCUCCGCCGCCUCCCGGGACUCCUGCAGCCCCAAGAAGCAGCAGCCGGCCAGGCCUCUGCCUUUAACUCCUCCCCACCCCCACCCCAUCUGCUCUGUGCCUUCUGGAACUCCCGGAAGUUUCCAACUGGAGGUUUAAUUUCAAAACUCCUGUUCUUCAGCAGUUGGUCCUGGGGUGGCUGCCUUGACCCUCGCUCUGAGAGGCUCCGCUCUCAGGAUGGAGGCCCCAGCUCCGACCCCUCGCCCGCGGAUUUUGGACCACUCUUCCAUGUUCUGCUUUUUCCAUAGUUUGGCUAGGAGCAGGGACAGCCGGAAGAGCCCUGGCCAGGCGCUGGUACCACAGCUCGGGGUCAGCUCCCUGAUGCUUGGCUGCGGAAGGAGGGAAGCAGGGCCACCUGCCACCCUGCAGGGCAGCCCAUCUGUGGCCACACCCAAGGGCGCCACCCAUCUGCCUUGGCUGGAUCCCUUGGGGCUGGACAUGGGCGACAUGCGGGUCCACACCCCCGACCCCAAGGAGGUCCUGAGGGUCCCGGCCCAGGCCGUGGAGGUAAAGGCAGUGCUGCCCACCGGAAGCCAGGAAGCGCUAGGCAACCCGUCUGAGGAAGGGAGGGAAAAGGAGCAGCCAGCCUCCAGGGACAGGUGGGAUGUGACAGCGGCCCCUUGCGUCCUCACGGCGCUAUCCACAGGAGACCCCAGCUUGGCCUCUUCCAAGGCGGGGCUGACCCCCUGGAACCACCUCCUCAGUUUGUACAAGCAGCUUCAGAAAUCAGCCCUGGUCAAGGAAGCCCUGCUCCAGGAGGAGGAGGAGGAGGAAGAGGAGGAAGAGGAAAUGGAGGACGAGAAUAGCUCACUGCAGCUGUGUGUCCCAGGCUCUGGCACCCUGCAGUCACUGAUGACUAAGACUUUUCAGCCAACGGACACAGUGGGCUUCGUGGAAUCCGAGCUGAAGAAGCUUCUGGCGGGACAGCAAGAGUCCCGCCUCUGGAAGACGGGUAGCCAGGAGGGCCGGAAGUUGCUGAGCCAGCCAGAGAGCACGCUGGAGGAGGCCGGGUUGUGAAUGGCCAGCACCGCUCUCCAAGGAGGUGGACGAGAUGGGAGAUUGCCUUCUCUAGUGAAGUGGGCCAGCCCCACCUCCUGGCCCCAGCUCUCUGGAACCUGCCGAGACGCGCACUUCUCUUCCCGGGGUUCAUCCAAGGCUGGGGGGGGGUGCUUGGGUGUGUGUGCAGGGCGAGCCGUCCCCACCAGCACGCUCAGGCCUGUGAUGUCCUAAUAAACCUGCUCUGACUUUG
Messenger RNA from Oryctolagus cuniculus (rabbit), 1343 nucleotides. The record is from RefSeq and is a predicted model, not a curated record. NCBI's taxonomy places the organism in Eukaryota, Metazoa, Chordata, Mammalia, Lagomorpha, Leporidae.